Molecule: messenger RNA, 930 nt
Organism: Thyridium curvatum
Lineage: Eukaryota; Fungi; Ascomycota; Sordariomycetes; Thyridiales; Thyridiaceae
Exons: 2
Coding region: 1-930 (309 amino acids)
Source: RefSeq, a predicted model, not a curated record
AUGUUCGCCAGCCUAACCACCAAGCUGGCCAUGAAGAAGCUCGGCAUCCCCAACGACCCCUUCAACCUGUCCUCCCCAGACACCUCCUCCAAGAAACUCACAAAGAAGCAGCCGGCCGCCGGCUCCGUGCCGGGCCUCGACGAGGUCGACGGCGCGGGAGGCAAGGCCUGGCCGCCCGCGUGGAUGACGGUCAAGAACCUGCCGCUGACGGCGCAGGCGUGGCUCACGCCGCCGCCGCCGCCCAUCCCCGUCGCCGAGUGCCCGCGCGUCGGCGACCUGGCCCCCAUCGACCGCGACCGGAAGCUCGCCUUUGGCGGCGGGCGCAAGGUCCUCGUCGUGUUCCUGCGCUGCGUCGGCUGUGCCUUACCAAACCUCCUUUUUUCCGAAACUAACAUCCACGGGGGAAAAAAAGUCGCCCAGAAGCAGUUCCUCGCCCUCCGCACCAUCGCCAACCGCCACGCCAACGAGCUGACCUGCAUCGCCGUCAGCCACUCCUCCGAGGCCGCCACGACCAAGUGGCUCGACCUCCUCGGCGGCGCCUGGAACGUGCAGGUCGUCGUCGACGAGGACCGCGCCGUCUACGCGGCCUGGGGGCUCGGGCUGGGCUCCGUCUGGUACGUGCUCAACCCGGCGACGCAGGUGCAGUCGUGGAAGGAGAAGGGCUGGCUGGGCGCCUCGGUCGCCACCUCUAUACAAAAGACGGCCGCGCGGGAGGCGUCUCUCGGCUUGCAGCCGCAGCAGAAGCCGACGCCGGCGGCGGGAGAAGGCGACACGGUAGAAGGGCCCGGCACGGUCAUGGGGAACAAGUGGCAGGAGUCCGGUGCGUGGGCGGUCGACGGCCGGGGCUCGAUCGUCUGGGGCAAUAAAGCGGCCAAGGCGGACGACGUGAUGGACCUGCAGGCGGGUGUGGCAGCUUUGGGCAUUAGGUGA